Ornithodoros turicata is the source of this 2378-nucleotide messenger RNA. Its product is annotated as prolyl endopeptidase-like. The transcript is spliced from 19 exons. The record is from RefSeq and is a predicted model, not a curated record. Bases 36 to 2273 code for a protein of 745 amino acids. Gene Ontology annotation, cellular component: cytosol. Gene Ontology annotation, biological process: proteolysis. Lineage: Eukaryota; Metazoa; Arthropoda; Arachnida; Ixodida; Argasidae. Gene Ontology annotation, molecular function: serine-type endopeptidase activity; oligopeptidase activity.
GAGCGGCUAGAUGACUGGAUCAUGAGACAGAUUUCAUGAUCACCUUGUCAGCGUUGUCGGCGUGUCGGUGUUUGAGGAGAUACGGACAAUACGGCGCGUUGCAUUCGCGAUUGCGUUUCUUGUAUUGUGCUCAAGUGGUUCACAGCCCUGAAAGUGAGAACAUGAAGUUCCAGUACCCAACGCCAAGAAAAGAUCACAGCGUCGUCGACGUUUACCAUGGAGUGAAGGUCCCGGACCCGUACAGAUGGAUGGAGGAUCCAGACUCGGAAGAGACUAAGGCCUUUGUGACUGCCCAGAAUGCUAUUACAGAUCCGUUCCUUGACCAGUGCAAAGAUAGACCGAAAAUAAAGCAAAGGCUCUUGGAAUUAUACAACUAUCCAAGGUUUGGAUGUCCCGACAAGCAUGGGCAACAGUAUUUUUUCUACAUGAACACGGGCUUGCAAAACCAAAGUGUGCUUUACGUUCAAGAUUCCCUUGAUGGGGAACCAAGGGUGUUCUUUGAUCCAAACCUGCUCUCUGAGGAUGGGACAGUGUCCAUUACGUGCACCAGCUUUUCGGAGAACGGGGAGUACUUCGCACAUGGUCUGAGCUCCAGUGGAUCAGACUGGGUGAAGAUCUAUAUCAUGAACGUAGCAACACGUGAAAACUUUCCUGAAGUCCUGGAAAAGGUCAAGUUUACAGGCAUGUCUUGGACACAUGAUCACAAAGGCUUCUUUUAUUCAAGAUAUCCUGACACAGUUGAAAGAGCAGACGGAACAACAACGGACAUAGUAGAGAACCAGAAGCUGUACUACCAUUACAUUGGAACGCCGCAGUCCCAAGAUAUCCUGUGUGUUGAGUUCCCUGAGGAUCCACUAUGGCGAAUUUGUGGAGAAGUAAGUGAUUGCGGCCGUUAUUUGGUCGUUACUGCACAGGAAGGUUGCCAGGACAACAUGGUCUUCAUCUCUGAGAUCCCACCCCAAGGAAUUACUGGCAAGCUUGAUUUGAAGAGCAUUGUGGGAAAGUUUGAAGCUCAAUAUGAUUAUGUCACCAAUGAAGGUACUGUGUUUACCUUCCGCACUAACAAGGCAAGACCCAACUAUGCAUUGGUGAACAUCGACCUGAACAAUCCUGCCGAGGAUGCUUGGAAAGACUUAAUACCUGAAGACCCCAAGAAUGUUUUGGACUGGGCAGCCUGCGUCCACAACGACAAGCUUGUAGUCUGCUAUAUGCGUGACGUGAAGAAUGUUCUCCAACUCCAUGCUUUGAAGACUGGGCAGAAAAUUGCUUCUUUUCCACUUGAUGUGGGAACUGUCACAUCAUAUUCUGGAAAGAAGAAAGACACAGAGGUUUUCUUCCUGUUUGCAUCAUUCCUCACACCCGGCAUCAUCUACCAUUGUGAUCUCACUCAGGAACCUCUCACACCAAAGGUUUUUAAAGAAAUAAUACUCCCUGGAUAUGACGCCAGUAAAUUUGAGAUCCUGCAAGAAUUCUACGAGAGCAAAGAUGGGUGCAAAGUUCCAAUGUUCAUUGUGAAAAGAAAGGAAUUGGCUGGCGAAGCUCCUUGUCUACUCUAUGGGUAUGGGGGAUUCAAUAACAGUAUCCAACCUUUCUUCAGUGCUUCACGCAUUCUUGCCAUUCAGCACCUGGGCUUCGUCUAUGCUGUUGCCAAUAUUAGAGGAGGAGGAGAGUAUGGAGAAGCAUGGCACAAUGCUGGCCGCCACUUUGAAAAGCAGAACACGUUUGAUGACUUCCAGUCUGCAGCCGAAUACCUCAUCGACAAGAAGUUUACCAGUAAGAAAAAAUUGGUGAUCCAAGGUGCAUCGAACGGAGGCCUGCUGGUGGCAGCAUGCUGUAAUCAGCGGCCUGACCUUUUUGCCUGUGGUAUAGCUCAAGUUGGAGUGAUGGACAUGCUCCGUUUCCACAAGUUCACGAUUGGCUAUGCGUGGUCAUCAGACUACCUAAACUCUGAUGAUGAUAAGGCAUUCCACUACUUGUACACUUACUCCCCUCUACAUAACGUGAAGGUUCCCGAAGGAGACACACAGUACCCAAGCAUGUUACUGCUCACUGCAGAUCAUGACGAUCGGGUUGUGCCUUGCCAUUCGCUCAAAUAUAUAGCAACUUUGCAAGAAAAAAUAGGCAGUUCUGAAAAGCAGGUAAACCCUCUGAUGAUCCAUGUAGAAGUUAAAGCAGGGCAUGGUAGAGGCAAGCCCAUAUCAAAAGUGAUAGAUGAAUUGACAGCUGUGUUCAGCUUCAUCAUGAACUGUCUGGAGCUCAAGUACAUGGACUAGCAUGCUUCAAAACUGCUCUUGUUACACUGUGGUGUGUGUUCCAGGAUUAUACAUCCUAACAACACAUGGAACAUUGUAUGUCAAUAAAAAAGCAUUUAAAGUUGC